This is a messenger RNA of Echinops telfairi (small Madagascar hedgehog), 279 nucleotides long. Its product is annotated as copper transport protein ATOX1-like. Gene Ontology annotation, cellular component: cytosol. Gene Ontology annotation, molecular function: metal ion binding; copper chaperone activity. The record is from RefSeq and is a predicted model, not a curated record. Bases 1 to 279 code for a protein of 92 amino acids. NCBI's taxonomy places the organism in Eukaryota, Metazoa, Chordata, Mammalia, Afrosoricida, Tenrecidae. Gene Ontology annotation, biological process: copper ion transport. The transcript has 2 exons.
AUGUUAGAUUUGUGCAUGUUCAUGUGUAGAUGGGGAGACCGAACCCCUACCCACCGACCUGGAGGACCGCUGUCACCACCUUCCAUCUUGCCGAAACACGUGUUCUCCGUGGACAUGGCCUGUGAGGUCAGUCGAGUCCUCAACAAGCUGGGAGGGGUUCAGGUUGACAUCGACCUGCCCAACAAGAAGGUCUGCGUGGACUCGGAGCACAGCGUGGACACUCUGCUGGAGACCCUGAAGAAAACGGAGGAAACCGGGUCCUACCUUGGUCCCCAGUAG